Molecule: messenger RNA, 1813 nt
Organism: Asterias rubens (European starfish)
Lineage: Eukaryota; Metazoa; Echinodermata; Asteroidea; Forcipulatida; Asteriidae
Product: MORN repeat-containing protein 5-like
Exons: 5
Coding region: 9-533 (174 amino acids)
Source: RefSeq, a predicted model, not a curated record
AAAACAACAUGGAGUACACGGGCAGUAGUUACGAAGGGGAUCACCAAAAUGGACGAAUGGAGGGAAAAGGGAAGUAUGCGUUCCCAACGGACACAAAGUACGAGGGAGAGAUGAAGGAUGGUAUGUUUCAUGGUCAGGGUACGCUCUCCUUCCCCAAUGGCAGCAAGUAUGUAGCAACGUGGGACAAUGGGAUUGCUGUCGAUGGUAAAUACACCUUUGCCGAUGGUCUGGAAUAUGAAGAGGAUGACUGGCUUUAUUGUGACGGAUACGACAGACGGUUCUUCACUGAGAUUUGUGAUGGUCUAAAACCAGCUGGUCGUUCCCAGCUGACCAAUCGGAUUCCACCGAGGGAUAUACCCGAGGGAUGUUACGAUACCGGGAAUGGUUUUUAUAACCCCGAAUCAAGAGUCAUUGUCGACUACAACCACAAAUUUCUCAGGAAUGCAGAUGACGAUGAGCAUGCAUGGAUCAUCAAGACUUGUAGAAAAGGAUGGGAUGAGGUCGUAGGGUAUCAACCAAAACCAGAAGUCUAAAUAUCCCAGCUGGAGGUAAACAACAACACCAACAACAACAAACAGUAUGAUGCAACAGAGUUGUGGCCAACGUCACUUUGUAUUUAUUUAAUUGUCCACUCUCUGUAAAAACAAAAAUCAGGCUGCCUUUUGAAGGAAACUGUUCACACACAAAAAUUCCGGCCUGAUAUUUUGUUCUUGUAAGGGCAACAUAUUUUACCCUAAGGGCACCACUAUGGGCAGGGAGGGACAACAAUUUUGACUUGAAUAUUUCAAAGGAAACCUUGUCAAGGCAAUGACUAGGGGCAUAGAGGAAAUUGCCCCUGCUGCCUUCUAUUCCAGUCACAGUUAGUUUAUGAUGGACUUCUAGGCAUUUUCAGUCGAGGCCUUCUGGGACUCCUUUUGGCUGCCAUGUAAUUUUGUGAAUCGGGCGGGCAUUUUGUUAAUUUUAACUCUGACCUGGUGCGGCACUUCCAUAAACAUCAGCCGAUAAACAGGCCAAGAACUUCACCCCAUUCCUGUCAUGGAAGCGUGCGGGACACUUGUAAUUGUGACUAUGACCGCGCUAUUGCACAAUCUUUCGCCGUUUUGGUCGUUUCCUAGAAAUCGCACACGAUGACCGGCCUCCACUUUAAUUGUGACUUUGGUAUUCAGGAAGUAUCAAGUCCGAUUAUUAUUUCUAGUCUUUUUUAGAUUCAUGGCUGCUUCAGUAUUACAAGCUGUUGUAGCUAGGGGUCAUGUGGGGUCAAUGACCCUUGCAAAUGAAAAUGAGGUCAUGACCUUUAAGAGCCUCCCUGUCAAGGUCAUGCCAGCUAUUACUGUUUUAGCAACCUACCUAUUUUUUGGGGGAAAUGUAUUUACAUAAUAAUCCAAUUUUUCAAUGUUACAAUUGAACUUGAUUUACAAUGUUUGAUGCAAGUUUGAAAUAUGAUUUUUUUUUUUUUUUUACAAAUUGUGAUAUAUGACGAGAUGAAUGUAAAUAUAUUGUAAAUAAAGACGAGAAUAUACAAAAACAGUUUGUGUUCAUACUCCAGAUUUUGUUUAAAGUCGAUGUUUUCUUGACUUGAUUUAAUUGAAUAGAAAUUAUCGACUUGAGAAGACACACGCGAAGACGGCAUUGUAACAAAUAAAUUGUAACAAAUAAGUCAACGUAAUGUGAGCUUUCCUAAGUGCAUUCCUGAAAUAAUUCCACCCACAAAUAAUAUCAUCUCGAUCAAAAGCAAAUCUGAGACCAAAUUCAAAUUAAAUUUUUGCCUCAAAAACUAUUAAUUAAAGGAACACGUUGCCUUGGAUCGGUCGAG